ACCAUAAAAUCACAACACAAAACCAUUUAGCAAAGCAAAAGAAAAUGGUAAACACAGAAGUCUCAAUGGCUUCUUCAAUCACACUUUUAGUAGUAUUGAUUUCUCUGAGUUGGCCAUUCUUUGCUGAGGCAGAUGGUUACUAUAGUUACAAAUCACCACCACCUCCAACUCCAGUGUACAAGUAUGCAUCACCUCCACCCCCGGUUUACAUAUACAAGUCACCACCACCUCCAACACCAGUAUACAAGUCUCAACCUCCGCCUACCCCUGUUUACAAAUAUAAAUCACCACCACCACCCACUCCUGUAUACAAGUACAAGUCCCCACCACCACCUACCCCAGUCUACAAGUACAAAUCACCACCACCACCAACCCCAGUGUACAAAUACAAGUCACCACCACCACCCACCCCAGUGUACAAGUACAAAUCUCCUCCACCACCAACUCCGGUUUACAAGUAUAAAUCGCCACCUCCUCCCACCCCAGUGUAUAAGUACAAGUCACCACCACCACCAACCCCAUCCCCUCCUCCUCCCACCCCAGUGUACAAGUACAAGUCACCACCACCACCACCACCAACCCCAUCCCCUCCACCUCCUACUCCAGUUUACAAAUACAAGUCACCCCCACCACCCACCCCAUCCCCUACACCUCCUACCCCAGUUUACAAAUACAAGUCACCCCCACCACCCACCCCAUCCCCUCCUCCUCCUACCCCAGUUUACAAAUACAAGUCACCCCACCACCCACCCCGUGUACAAGUACAAAUCCCCACCUCCUCCCACUCCAAUGUACAAAUACAAGUCACCACCCCCCACCAACACCAUCCCCACCUCCUCCAACUCCAGUUUACAAAUACAAAUCACACCACCACACCCACCCCUGUCUACAAGUAUAAAUCUCCUCCCCCUCCUACCCCAGUUUACAAAUACAAGUCACCACCACCACCAACUCCAGUGCAUAAAUACAAAUCAUCACCACCACCAACUCCAGUCUACCUAUACACGUCACCUCCUCCUCCUCAUUACUAAUGAGUUAUUUAUACCGGGUUUCAUUUUUAUUUCGUCCAAAAUAUUCACGCCAACAAGUAAUAAAGCAACUUCACUGAAGGCUAAAUAAUGGAUGAUGGACACUGUACUAGUUUUCUUUCGUUUCCUUUGUCAGUAGUUAUUUGCAUGUUAUGGAACGUCGAGUGCCUUUCUUCUCAAGUGAAUCAAUGUAAUUUCCAUAUAUACUUUUUGAAUAAAUUUAUUUUCUGUCAA
Molecule: messenger RNA, 1262 nt
Organism: Papaver somniferum (opium poppy)
Lineage: Eukaryota; Viridiplantae; Streptophyta; Magnoliopsida; Ranunculales; Papaveraceae
Product: extensin-like
Exons: 2
Coding region: 45-1031 (328 amino acids)
Source: RefSeq, a predicted model, not a curated record